This is a messenger RNA of Colletotrichum phormii, 537 nucleotides long. RefSeq names its product ribosomal protein S12. The record is from RefSeq and is a predicted model, not a curated record. Gene Ontology annotation, biological process: translation. Gene Ontology annotation, cellular component: small ribosomal subunit; ribosome. Lineage: Eukaryota; Fungi; Ascomycota; Sordariomycetes; Glomerellales; Glomerellaceae. The transcript has 2 exons. Bases 1 to 537 code for a protein of 178 amino acids. Gene Ontology annotation, molecular function: structural constituent of ribosome.
AUGGCCAGCACACUCCUCAGAUCCCUCUUCGCCCCGGCGAUGAGGCCAGCGACAUUCCCUCGCGCCGCCUCCAUCCUCACACCGACAGCCACCAUCACCACCCCCCUGAUCCGAUCCUUCUCCUCGACGCCUGUACAAAAUGCCACCAUCAUGCAGGUCCUGAGAGGCUGCCACAAGAAGGGAAAGCGCGCCCGUCACGCCGUCUCCCCCGCCCUGUCCGAGAUCAACGCUCCCGCCCUCAAGGGCGUCUGCCUCAAAGUCGGCAUCACCCGUCCCAAGAAGCCCAACUCCGGCCAGCGCAAGACCGCUCGUGUACGCCUUUCCAACGGCCGCCACGUUACCGCCUACGUCCCCGGCGAGGGCCACAACAUCCAGCAACACAGCGUCGUUCUCGUCCGCGGAGGCCGCAGUCAGGAUUGUCCCGGUGUGCGGUACCAUCUCGUCCGUGGCGCCCUUGAUCUCGGAGGUGUGGCCAACCGUGCUACGUCCCGGUCCAAGUACGGCACGAUGAAGCCCAAGAAGGCUACUGUUUCUUAA